Molecule: messenger RNA, 886 nt
Organism: Parasteatoda tepidariorum (common house spider)
Lineage: Eukaryota; Metazoa; Arthropoda; Arachnida; Araneae; Theridiidae
Source: RefSeq, a predicted model, not a curated record
UCUUGAAGUAUUUUCUUCUUUCAUAUUAUAGAUAAUAUGUGGCCAUAUUAGUUUUCAUUGUGUUUUUUUUAAUUUGUUAAUUUUUUUCAGAGAUUCUUCAGUAUUAUGAGAAAUGCUUGCGGUAGUAAUGAUCAUCCCAACUCAGCAAUAUUUCUUCAAGUCUACCGCCUUAUUGGGACCUACUCCCUCAUUAAGCCACCGAAAGGGUCUAAUGUAUCUGGAUCAGAAAUGCUGAAUAUGCUUUUGGAUUGUAGCAUCAACAACUCUGAAAAUGACAAAAAAAUGGUACUGUUUUCAAAACUCGAUGAGAUCAUCGAAAACAGUGUUGACUUGGUUGAAGUGCCAUCAUUAUUAGAAAAUGUAACUGAUCACACGUACAAUGCCAUUAAUUCAAAUGAGGUUAUCAUCGGUUAUUUUUCUGGUUAUGUUGCUCGUCGGGCAGCAAAAUUCUCAAGCUGCACUUUCUGCUUAACAUCUCUUGUUGCUGCCAAAUCCGAUGAGAGGCAUGAAUUACUAAUUAAUGUAAAAAAUAGAGGAGGCUUAUUGAGUCCAUCAGAAAGUCUUUAUAACCUCAUUUCACUGUUGGAGGAGGCUACUUUGAGAACUGUUACUGAUAGUAAUCUCAAUGUAAACUCAUUAAGUGACAUUAUUAGUAACAUUGAUGGAAUGCCAUUGCCUUUGGUUGGGUGCCCAUCGCAUAGUGAGAGUCUUACUAAAUCACUAAUUCAUUUUUUUUUAAUCACACGAAUGCAUUUCCUAUGUGAUCGUUCUAACAAAAUCGAUAAAAUAAAGGACGACAAAACCCGAAAGUAUCGGAAACUGUCGAAGUUGUAAAGCAUUAUUAUUUUAAAUGAGAAUUUUUGUGUUGUAAAUAUUGUAUGAUACU